Molecule: messenger RNA, 1431 nt
Organism: Culex pipiens pallens (northern house mosquito)
Lineage: Eukaryota; Metazoa; Arthropoda; Insecta; Diptera; Culicidae
Product: retinaldehyde-binding protein 1-like
Exons: 2
Coding region: 175-1128 (317 amino acids)
Cellular component (GO): membrane
Molecular function (GO): phosphatidylinositol bisphosphate binding
Source: RefSeq, a predicted model, not a curated record
UAAAAUACGGCUCGAACCUGAUGUCCUUCAUCAAUUGCUGUGGGAGAGGUAACUUCAAGUCGAACUCCAUUAGAUUGAAGUAUAUUAUGCUCUCCAAGUCGCUGGUGAAUAAAAUUCUUUCGAUUAGUGAGUUUAGAGUUCCUAUCCGAGACAGACGUUAAUUUCUUGUUCAGUAUGGCUACCUUUGGCUUAGAAAACAAGAAAAACAAUCCUUUGGAAGAACUUUACGCCAAAAUCGCUCGAGAUGAUCUCCAGGAAACGGACGAAAAUCGUAAACAAUCGUUGGCGCAAAUGCGCGAGUGGAUCGCCAAACAUCCGUUGAUUAGAAAGUGUCGCACGGAUUCGGUGUUUUUGCUACGGUUUCUAAGGAUGCGCAAGUUCUCCGUCCCACGGGCUCAGGAAACACUCGAGCGUUACCUGGCGAUGAGACAAACCUUUCCGCAGUGGUUCGCCAAGUUAGAUCCAGACCGGAAGGACAUGAAGCAACUACUGGACGAUCACAUGUUUCAGUUUUGGGGGCGUGACUCCAGGGGGCGGACAGUGAUUAUGGCACGGCACAAAAACUUCAACCUGGAUCGGUUCAAUUCAGUCCAAAUGGCUCGCAACAUGUUUCUGUUUUUGGAAACCCUCGCCGACGACGAGGAAACGCAGAUCGGAGGUUAUGUUGUCGUUUUGGACUACGCGGACAUUUCGAUGCAGUUGUUGGCGUUGUGGUCCUUGACCGAGGUGCGCAACGCGAUAGAGUGCGUGAAUAAAUCGCUCCCGAUGAGAAUCAAGGAGGUGCACGUGGCCGGAUUUCCUAAGCUGGCGGUCAUGAUUGGCGAUUUAGCCAUUUCUUGUCUCAGCCAAAAAUUGAAGGAGCGAUUGUUUUGCCACAAAUCGAUGGAGGAUGCCACCAAGCACCUGGAGGUAUCGAUGCUGACCACGGACUAUCCCGGUGGCACCCAGGAUCCGGAAGAGCUGAAGCGAAAGUUUAUCAAACGGGCUCAGGACAAACGUCAGGAGUUGCUGCUGCUGGACGAAAUGGAAAUCGACGCCACCCGGUAUAAGUCGCUGUGGCACCAGACCACCGACGGCAGCAUCGAGUCCGGAGUGGCCGGAAGCUUCAAGAAGCUGAACGUUGACUAGGGACGGAAGUUGGCUAAAAUUGUUUUAGUUUAUUAUUUAUGUGACACUUUUAAAAUUAAGGUAGAAUUAACGUGUUGGUUGCGGUAAAUUAAAGUGUUUGCUUCAUGAUAAAAAAAAUAAACGAAAAAAACGAAGUUGACUUUAUAGCUGUCAGCCACCAUUGCUAGUACCAACCACUAGUGUCUUCCUUUUAUCUACAAGGACUUCGCCGCCCUGGGCUCCUAAGUGUAUGAAAGUAUGGCACGGAGCGACGGCGCCGAAUACCCAUAUUUACACAAAGAAUUUAAGAGCGCCCACCGCGGG